Molecule: messenger RNA, 1425 nt
Organism: Onthophagus taurus
Lineage: Eukaryota; Metazoa; Arthropoda; Insecta; Coleoptera; Scarabaeidae
Source: RefSeq, a predicted model, not a curated record
ACAGAUGGCAUCAGGAACACACCUCUGAGCUGUAUCCUAGCCUUCGGAAAUUCCUUAGGCUGGUUGAUGUAGCCGGAGAGAGUGUAGGAGGACGUACAAGGGGCCCGUUGGGGCUUAGGUGCUGUAUGCGUAAGCAUACCCUCCGCUUUCCUACAUACAUCACACUUGGCAAUAAAAUGACAUGGAGAGCCCACCUAGGUAAUAGACUAAAAAAAGCGUACGUUGCAUUCGGUCAACGCCGGAGGGCUAUAGGUAAGACAUGGGGUUUGUCACCCAAAAAUGCCCUCUGUAUUUACACGGCUGUAAUCCGACCUAUGCUUACAUAUGGUGCAGUAGUAUGGUGGUCAAAGACCUUACAGUCUACAUCCGCUGCUGCACUUAAUAAAGUACAGAGACUUGCGUGUUUGUAUGUUACAGGUGGACUACCCCCACUGCAGCCAUGGAAAACAUGUUGAACCUAACCCCACUUCAUUUGUUCAUUCAAGAGGUAGCAUUGGUGACCAUGAUUCGACUGCGACCAGCAGGAAUUCUAAUGGGUGAGAGAUAUAGUAAAAGUGCUAUUCUCUGGAAUGAAAUGGUAGACUACUCACCAAUUCUGGAAUGUAUAACGGACUUCACACCCCUUCAACACGUUUUUACGAAGAAAUAUCUCACCCAUCCAAGUUCCACAGAAGUAGAGCUAAAAAACUGCAUUAUAAUCUACAAUGGUAGUUCAAGGAGACGGGAAGGAGCUGAAGCCGAAGUCUUCACGUACAAUCUCCGACUCCACGUAUCUGAACCUCUAGGUAAAAGUAGCACCGCCAUACAGGUGGAGUUAAUCGCCAUACAACUUGCCGCUGCUUUUAUUGUCAGAUCCAACUUGGUAGAUUUAUCGUUGGAUAUAAACGAUGACCCUGUGCAAGAAGUAAGCUUCAAAAGCAAAGAGGAUGUGUGACUGAGUGCGUUUUAACGUUAUUCCGUUUUUAAUUGUUCGUCUUGUUUUUUUUUCGUCCCCCGUUUUUGUUGUUUUAAUUGCUUUACGCAAUUUCCUACUACUUAAAUUGCAGUUUUCGUGUUUACAUUUUGCUCUUUCUACAAAUUCAAGUACAUUAUGUAGAAAGGUAGCGGUAAAGUGCGUUCGUCGUGGAUAGAGAGACUUUGAGACGUCUCAAAAUGUUGUCGUACGUGUUGUCGGUGGACGAUAAGCCACCGCCGUGUCCCACGAAAACACACCAUCACUUGCAGCUUUCGUUGGGACCGGAAGCUAUGCCGACACCUCCGUUGACCAACGGAACAAACUCCUCGAUAAGCAAGGAAACCAGUGUUAGUAGUUUUGUUAGCAAUGCCUCAACGGCUACUGCUAGUCAAAGCUCUGUUACUCCUUCCAGUACAAGUGAUAAAACUAAACCGAAACUUUUGAUCAACGGUGCAAAGCACCAAACACUU